This is a messenger RNA of Porites evermanni, 1342 nucleotides long. NCBI's taxonomy places the organism in Eukaryota, Metazoa, Cnidaria, Anthozoa, Scleractinia, Poritidae. The record is from the annotation of a GenBank genome assembly.
AUGUCAAACAAUGGAAGAUGUAGAGGUGAGAUAUAAAUAUCUAGGAUCUACAAUAUAUUAUUAGAAUAGUAGGUUGCCUAGUGACAGGGAUUUUGUGUCAAAGAUAAAGAGUUUGUUUGUGAACUGAGCGCCAGGGUAAAUAAGAUUAGACUCAAACUCUCGGUUUUUACAUUGGGAUUCGACUACCAACAAAUGGCAGCAAUUUUUGAGUUAAAGCAGGUUUGAUUGUUGAUCAUAUAUAGCUGGAUUAAGUAAUGUUGUACAUAACACUCAAAUUGCUUGGAGAAAUUUAUAUUAUUUAAUAUAAACUUUUCAAGUAUUUACGAAACCAGUGAAUAGCAAUGUUUUAACGUAUUUUGAUUGGCUCCCAUAACUCAGAAUAUCCUUGGCUAUUCACUGUUUUGCUACCAGAGCCAACAUGGCGCCUCGUUUCUAGACAUUUAUUUCAGGGAUAAAUGAAGCAGUCAUACAAUUGUCAAUUAAAACGUAAACUCUUAACUGAGUGACGUGUUUUAUUUGCAAAAAGAUAUUUUUGUUAUUUUUAUCCAACUGAUUUGGUAGAUACUAAAACAACUAUCCCCCUUAGGAGCAGUUCAUGGCGCUAGAUAUAUACCUCGACGAUUCGCGUCUUGGUAUAUAUUUCCACCACUAUUCACCUCCCCUUCGGGGGAUAGUUGUAUAGUAUUUUGUCGAGGCCACCUGUGGUUAGGAAGAUAAGGUAUCUCAAUUCUGAAAACACAAAGUGUUCAUAUGCCUCUUUGUUUGACAAUACUCAAUUUGACAUAGUGUAAAAUGAUCGAUAAUACUAUAGCUGUUUUGCUAGAGGUCGUGGCCUUCACAGUCAUAAGUGUUCUCACAAUUCCAUAUACAGUUGUAGAAGUUCAUACCCAUGAGUCAUUAUUUUGGUAAACUGAUUUUAAGACACUAGGACAUUCUUCUAAGGCAUUUACCUUACAUGAUUUUUUUUAACUCAAACUUAUUUCACAGGCCAACUCGUUCUUACAGCAUAUGUCAAAAAAGGAUUUGGAGGGGCAAUGGUCUUUCCCUUCAAGUGUUGUGGUUGCUGGACUGUUGAGAUUGAUUAUAAGAGUAGUUACCUUACCCAAGAAUCCAGACGACAGUUAGUGUCCUUGGCCAUCUCGUUAGCCUUUUUAUUGGUGGGCAUGGUUAUGCUGGGUACAGAAAGACCUUAGGAAGAGGAUUAGGAUAGGGAAUCGUUUCAGAGAAGCCUCUCUUAGAAGUUUGUUCAUUUGUGAUGAGGAACUCUGGCAGGGGACAGCCCAGUCAGCUGAGGGGCAUCUCAGUGGAGUGCUAUGGGCCAAAGCCAAAGAAGAGGGGCUAA